This is a messenger RNA of Menidia menidia (Atlantic silverside), 1277 nucleotides long. Lineage: Eukaryota; Metazoa; Chordata; Actinopteri; Atheriniformes; Atherinopsidae. The record is from the annotation of a GenBank genome assembly.
UAAUGGAGUCUACCGUUGUGAGUACCUCUACCCUGGCACCCGAUGAGUUUGACAGGAAUGUGCCACGGAUUUGCGGCGUGUGUGGUGACAAGGCCACCGGCUUCCACUUCAACGCCAUGACCUGUGAGGGGUGCAAGGGCUUUUUCAGGCGCAGCAUGAAACGCAAAGCCUCCUUCACGUGUCCCUUUAACGGCAGUUGCACCAUCACCAAGGACAACAGGCGCCACUGCCAGGCAUGCCGGCUCAAACGCUGCGUGGACAUCGGCAUGAUGAAAGAGUUCAUUCUGACAGAUGAGGAAGUGCAGAGGAAGAAGGACCUGAUUCAGCGGAGGAAGGAUGAGGAGGCACAGCGCGAAGCAGAGAGGGAGGCACGGCGGCCCCGGCUCACUGACGAGCAGAGUCAAGUCAUUUCCACACUGGUGGAGGCGCACCACAAAACAUAUGAUGACUCCUACUCUGACUUCUGCCGUUUUAGGCCUCCUGUGCGAGAAGGCCCAGUGACGCGAAGUGCUAGCAGAGCUGCCUCACUCCAUUCCCUCUCCGAUGCCUCCUCUGACUCCUUCAGUCACUCUCCAGAGUCGGUUGACACUAAAAUGAACUUCAACAACCUGCUGAUGAUGUACCAGGAACAGGGCAGCAGCCCUGACUCCAGUGAGGAGGAAGGUUCCAGCUUUUCGAUGCUGCCCCACCUGGCUGACCUGGUCUCCUAUAGUAUUCAGAAGGUCAUCGGCUUUGCCAAGAUGAUCCCCGGUUUCCGAGAGCUGACCGCAGAAGACCAGAUUGCUUUGCUCAAGUCCAGUGCCAUUGAGGUGAUCAUGCUGCGCUCGAAUCAGAGCUUCAACCUGGAAGACAUGUCCUGGAGCUGUGGUGCACCUGACUUUAAAUACCAGAUCAGUGAUGUCACCAAAGCGGGCCACACUCUUGAGCUGUUGGAGCCACUGGUGAAGUUCCAGGUGGGCCUGAAGAAGCUCAGCCUAGAUGAGGAGGAGCACGUUCUGCUAAUGGCCAUCUGUUUGCUCUCUCCAGACCGCCCAGGUGUGCAGGAUCACACAAGGAUCGAAGCUCUUCAAGACCGACUGUCCGAGACCUUGCAGGCCUACAUCCAGCUUCACCACCCGGGAGGGCGGCUGCGGUACGCCAAGAUGAUCCAGAAGCUGGCCGACCUGCGCAGCCUCAACGAGGAGCACUCCAAACAGUACCGCUUACUGUCCUUCCAGCCGGAGCACAGCAUGCAGCUCACCCCGCUAGUGCUGGAGGUGUUCGGCAGCGAGGUCUCC